Bombus terrestris (buff-tailed bumblebee) is the source of this 2282-nucleotide messenger RNA. It is a transcript of the gene Srp54k, whose product is annotated as signal recognition particle 54 kDa protein. The record is from RefSeq and is a predicted model, not a curated record. Gene Ontology annotation, cellular component: cytosol; signal recognition particle, endoplasmic reticulum targeting. The coding region runs from base 297 to 1817 and encodes 506 amino acids. Gene Ontology annotation, molecular function: 7S RNA binding; GTPase activity; endoplasmic reticulum signal sequence receptor activity. Gene Ontology annotation, biological process: SRP-dependent cotranslational protein targeting to membrane, translocation; SRP-dependent cotranslational protein targeting to membrane. The transcript has 9 exons. NCBI's taxonomy places the organism in Eukaryota, Metazoa, Arthropoda, Insecta, Hymenoptera, Apidae.
ACAUAACACAACCUAUCUUUUUCUCCUUCAUUUUGUGGUUUAUGUAGUGUGACAAAAAAAAGUAUUCUAAUGUCAAGAAUCUUCCAAAACUGUGUCCUCUUAUGCAAAAAUAAAAAAUCUAAAGUUUUAAACAAAUACAUAUAAAAAUUUUGUUUAAUUUUAUAUCAGAACCCGAAUGUAUCACUAUAGUGCGUUGGCAAAAUUUGGAUAACGAUUGUUCUAUAACGAGGUUGUGUACCUCGUCUGUGAUAUAAUUUUUCAUUUUGUUUACAUAAAGGUUGAAUAAUCGUAGCAAAAUGGUUCUCGCAGAUUUAGGUCGUAAAAUAACAUCUGCGCUUCGAUCCCUCAGCAAUGCAACUGUCAUUAAUGAAGAAGUCCUGAAUUCUAUGCUAAAAGAAAUAUGUGCAGCAUUACUUGAAGCAGAUGUUAAUAUCAGACUUGUCAAAAAGCUAAGAGAGAAUGUACGUCUUGUAAUUGAUUUUGAUGAUAUGGCUGGUGGCCUUAAUAAAAGGAGAAUGAUACAGAGUGCUGUAUUUAAAGAACUUGUAAAGCUCAUUGAUCCUAGAGUAAAAGCUUAUCAGCCUAUUAAAGGACGCCCAAAUAUAAUAAUGUUUGUUGGAUUGCAAGGUUCAGGAAAAACAACUACUUGUACAAAACUUGCUUAUCAUUAUUUAAAGAAAAAUUGGAAAGCUUGCUUAGUUUGUGCUGAUACUUUUCGUGCUGGUGCAUAUGAUCAAAUAAAACAAAAUGCAACAAAAGCAAGAAUUCCAUUUUAUGGAAGUUAUACAGAAGUUGAUCCAGUUACAAUAGCACAAGAUGGUGUGGAAAUGUUUAAAAAAGAAGGUUAUGAAAUUAUUAUCGUUGAUACUAGUGGUAGGCAUAAACAGGAAGAGUCUCUCUUCGAGGAAAUGCUUCAAGUUGCAAAUGCAAUUCAACCAGAUAAUAUAAUUUUUGUAAUGGAUGCAACGAUAGGUCAGGCUUGUGAAGCUCAAGCAAAAGCUUUUAAGGAACGUGUUAAUGUCGGUUCUAUCAUUAUUACAAAACUUGAUGGACAUGCAAAAGGUGGAGGUGCUCUUUCAGCGGUCGCUGCAACACAAAGUCCAGUAAUCUUUGUAGGUACAGGGGAGCAUAUAGAUGACUUAGAACCAUUCAAAACAAAACCUUUUAUUAGUAAAUUAUUGGGUAUGGGUGAUAUCGAAGGACUAAUAGACAAAGUGAAUGAAUUAAAUCUCGAUGAUAAUGAAGAACUACUAGAGAAAAUCAAACAUGGACAAUUCACUUUGAGGGAUAUGUAUGAACAGUUUCAGAAUGUUAUGAAAAUGGGACCAUUCUCUCAGUUAAUGGGGAUGAUUCCUGGUUUCAGUCAAGACUUUAUGUCAAAAGGUACAGAACAAGAAUCUAUGGCAAGACUAAAACGUAUAAUGACUAUUAUGGACAGUAUGAACGACUCAGAAUUGGAUAACAGAGAUGGUGCAAAAUUAUUUAGUAAACAACCAGGCAGAAUUAUAAGAGUAGCACAAGGUUCUGGAGUGACUGAAAAAGAAGUCAAAGAUGUAAUUACACAAUACACAAAAUUCGCUGCUGUUGUAAAGAAAAUGGGUGGUAUUAAAGGAUUAUUUAAAGCAGGAGAUAUGUCCAAAAAUGUAAAUUCGAUACAAAUGGCAAAGUUAAAUCAUCAAAUGGCAAAAAUGAUGGAUCCCAGAGUGCUACAUCAAAUGGGUGGGAUGCCAGGAUUACAAAAUAUUAUGAAACAAUUACAACAGGGUGCAGCAGGAGGACUUGGAAAUUUAAUGGGUGGCUUUGGUGGAAAAUCGUGAAAAAAGAUUUGUUAGGCAAUGCUUUGAUUGCCUUUGAUAUAAUUCUUUGUUAAUCUAGUAAUUGCAGAAGACGAUUUCAUUCGAAUAAUAUUUUCCUUACUUAGAGAUCCCCCAUCUUCUAUCUAUAGUUUCAUUUUUGUUACAAACAAAUUAUCGUGUAAACUAUUAUAUUUACAUUUGCAACAACCUGAUGUAAUUGAAAUCAAACUAUCUUUAUUAUUAAUUUUGAAUUUCAUAAUUAUAAAAGUUUCUUGUUAAAGGACAAAUUGUUUAAUAAAAUAAACAUUAUUUAGUUACAAAAAGAAGGAAAAAGAGCGGGGAAGAAAAGAGAGCAAGGAAUUUAUAACCUAUUACUCUAUGAUGAUGAUCUCUUCAAAAUUUUUAAAAAGUUUAAGAAAAAUUUUAUGUUUACAAAUCUUUUUCAAUGUGAAAGAAAUAAAAAAGUGAUGUUCGUUACCAUGUGUA